This is a messenger RNA of Fundulus heteroclitus (mummichog), 3977 nucleotides long. Its product is annotated as Scm polycomb group protein homolog 1. The coding region runs from base 246 to 2435 and encodes 729 amino acids. Gene Ontology annotation, cellular component: nucleus. Gene Ontology annotation, biological process: regulation of DNA-templated transcription. The record is from RefSeq and is a predicted model, not a curated record. Gene Ontology annotation, molecular function: protein binding. The transcript is spliced from 17 exons. NCBI's taxonomy places the organism in Eukaryota, Metazoa, Chordata, Actinopteri, Cyprinodontiformes, Fundulidae.
AAACACCCCCUCCUCAUCUUGUUGAAACAAAAAAAAUGGCGGACGGGCGCUAAAUCUACGUUUGAAAAACAUUCCCACGUUACAGCACAAGGGAGCGGGGUCGCUUUAAUUCGGACGCCAUCCCCCUUGGCGGAGGAAAAAGGCGCCCUUCUGUUGAAAAGGGGGAAGCGAAACGCUGCCCAGCGGCUAUGAAGUUCUAAGUGGAGAACACUGUUGUGUUGUUAGCCGGUCUGAAUUGUUGGAGCAUGAGGAAACCCGUGCCACAAAAAGCUAUAGAAUGGAAAGACGCCCGAAUUAUCAAGCAUGCUCGGAGUGGACGGCCCUCCCGGGUGCCCUCGCAGUAUCAAGCAGGGCACUUCAGCUGGGAGAAGUACUUGAAAGAGACGGGUGCUACGGCUGCUCCUUCCUCUUGUUUCAAACAGAGUCUGACGCCUCCACUUAACGAGUUCAAAGUGGGCAUGAAGCUGGAGGCCCAGGAUCCGAGGAACACCACGUCCACCUGCAUCGCCACGGUGGUCGGCCUGACGGGCUCGCGGCUGCGGCUGCGCCUGGACGGGUCGGACAAUAAGAACGACUUUUGGCGCCUGGUGGAUUCCUCUGAGAUCCAGCCCAUCGGCAGCUGUGAAAAGAACGGAGGCAUGCUACAGCCCCCGCUUGGUUUCCGUCUCAAUGCGUCUUCCUGGCCCAUGUUUCUGCUGAAAACACUAAAUGGUGCUGAAAUGGCUCCCUCUCGCAUUUUUCACAAGCAGGAGCCGCCCGCUCCGGAGCAAAACUCUUUUCAGGUGGGAAUGAAGCUGGAGGCGGUGGAUCGGAAAAAUCCCCACUUCAUCUGCCCAGCGACAGUGGGUGCGCUGCGUGGAGUCGAGGUGCUGGUCACCUUCGACGGAUGGCGCGGAGCCUUCGAUUACUACUGCCGCUACGACUCGCGGGACAUAUUCCCGGUCGGCUGGUGCACCCUCACCGGAGACAACCUCCAGCCGCCUGGCGCCAAAGUGUCUGCCUAUUCAGCUGUGCUGCCAAAGAGCCUCGGGACGCUGACGGAGGGCUGUGGGGAAACCCCGGCGAUGAAUCCCACCCCGGCAGUGGGCAGACCUCCGGGUCAGAGGGGUCGCAAGCCCGGCCGCAGGAAAACAAAGAUGACCGGAUCCUGGGGCCAAAAACCUUCUGCGUUGGUAUCACAGGGCAUCCAGCCAGGGAAGGAUUUGGAGCCCAUCAAGAUCCCUAAGAAACGAGGACCCAAGCCUGGCAGCAAGCUGGGGUGGGGAAAGAGAGACGGCUGGUUCGAGGACGCCCUGACCGGCCCGGGACGGCCAGUGUCUGGACCUGGGAGAACCAGAGGCAGACUUCCUCCCAGUUGGACCCAGCAGAUCGCUCUGCAGCAGGCUCAGGCAGAACCAAUCAAGAUCCCAAAGAAAAGAGGGCCUAAGCCUGGCAGCAAGAGAAAACCUCGAGUGCUACCUAAUCCAGUCCCGACGUCUCCUACCAGCAGCACUCCAGAGCCGGACACCAGCACUGUACCUCAAGAUAACGCUACCAUCCCCAACUCAGCACUUCAGGCUCCCACAGUUUGUGUGUACCUAAAUAAGUACGGGAAGGUGGGACCCCACCUGGACCAGCGGCGCAUCCAGCAGCUCCCGGACCACUUUGGUCCGGGUCGAGCCUCCUCGGUACUGCAGCAGUGUGUUCAGGCCUGCGUGGACUCUGCCCACAACCAGGCUACAGUCUUCUCCUGCCUCAAGUCGGGACAAGGAGGCGAAGUCAUUUCAGCCUUCUUCGACCAGCAGCAGCACACUCUGACCCUCCCCACUGUCAGUAGUGUCACGUACGUCCUCCGUUUCCUGGAAAAACUCUGUCACAACCUCCACUGCGAUGCUCUGUUCGGCAGCCAGCCCGUGGCCAGAGGAAGCGUCCACUAUGACAGCGUCUCCUACGCUGCAGACAGGAGAGGUUUUGCAGACGCCCUGACCACUUGCCCAGGCAAAGGCACAAAGCGCUUCCCUCAGGACUUCAGUGGUCCUCUAUCUCCGAAACUACCUAAACUCUCCAGACACUCCACUGACGGUGAGAACAGUGUUUCUGCAUCGGAGCACUUAAAAAAAAUCCCAUUGUCCCCGAACUCUCCGGGACUGACAACUGGCCACAGGUCUUCCUCCAAACUGCUGCAUCAUAACAGCUCAGCAGGUUCAGGCAGUUUCCGGGAGAGCCCCAGGCCCAGUGGUCAGGAUCCAAAUCUUUGGACUGUCGAGGAAGUUAUGCAAUAUAUUCGUGAUAUUGACCCAGUUCUGGCUCCGCAUGCUGACCUUUUCAGAAAACAUGAGAUUGACGGUAAAGCCCUUCUGUUGCUGCGAAGCGACGUAAUGAUGAAAUACAUGGGUCUAAAGCUUGGGCCCGCUCUCAAACUCACCUUCCACAUCGACAAGCUUAAACGAGCUUAAAGAAGCUAUAGAGCAGCUGCAGCCUUCAAAAGGGCUCUCCCCUUACCCCAUCUCCUGUUUCUAGUGUCGGUAUACCAUGCACUUCACAAAGGACAUAUACUGACCACUUACAUGUAGCAAUUUUCAUCUGACCAUCAUAUAUCUGGUCUUCGUGUCCUCCUUUUUCCUCAUCGGAUGAGGAAUGUUUAUUUUGUGUCGCACAAUCCAGCUAAAAGGCAGCACGGGAUAUGUACAGUCGUUGGGUGAAAAAUCCAUUUCUGUCAAUAUAGUCCAGGAAAAUCUAAGUCCAACCCUUGAUUUAGUUGUUUGUAGAGCCACAGUUGGUAUUAUGUGGUUUUCUUUAUAUGCUAUUUUUAGUUUUUAACCUAACAUUGUGCCAUGCACGAUUGCCAAACACCUACACUUUAGCCACAUCUGUUCAAAGCCUCAGAUGUUGUGCUGCAAAUUUCUUUUUUUUUAAAGAGCAGAAGCAUUUGUGUGGCAAUCCUUCCAGAUAAGCUGUGUGUAUUUAAUGUUUUUGUCUUGACUUAAACAAUCAGCGUGCUAACUAAGGUGAACAUGAUUUUCACUUUAAAAGGCUGAGAUUCAGAUUGUUUGGACAUAUCCUUAUAACCCGUACGAGCUUCAUGGGCAACCACAACAGUUCCUCUUUAGCAGGGGACACCAACAUGGUGCCCAUGGGCACCAAGUAGCCCCCGAGGACCACAUGUGGUGCCAACGAACCUGUUCUUAAAAAAACAAAAACCUUGCUCUAAAGUCAUCGCUAAUAUCUUUUCCACCUUGGAUUUGUUGUAAUCCACACUGAUGAUGAAUAGAUAUUAAAGUGCAUUUGAUUCUAAGUUUUCCCUCUUGAAUGCUAUGGAAGCUGGAAGGGUGUACUUGAUUUUUUUUGUUUUUCCAGUGUCUGUAUUGACAGUCAAGGAAACUCACAUUUACGUCUCAAUUCUUUUAUCAUUUCAGUCUCACUUGAAAACUGCUGUGGCUAUUUUUUUAAAGUUAAAGGGCUUUUCAGCCUGUUUUCAUAAUGUUACACGUAAUCUGUACAUUUUCAUAUUUUGUACUUCUAUAAUGUAUUUUUCAAUAUUAAGUGUUGGGUUAAGUGAAAAAUCAAGAAACCCCUAAAACGAGUAGAAAACACUACAUGCAUCCCAAUAAUUGGGAAUUUUUCUAUUGGUCUCAGUUUGAGGCACAACUUUUGCAUCUACAAGAUGAAUCUUGUUUUGAGGGGGGUGUUAUCAUUUUAUGAAAGAACGAUUAACUUUUAUUCCAGAAUUGCAGUUUUAUUCUCUUUUCUACAUGUUGUUUAUGAUGCUGUGUUAUUUGUACUUUUUUUAAAAAUUUUAUACUUCAUUCGUGCUCCUACGGAAAGAGCCCCAUCUUACUCGGCAUGUUAAUAAAUUCAUAUUUCAGCUGUUUGUUUUCUGUUUGCGCUGCAAUGUCUACACGGUAUGUACGGUAGUUGUUUUGUUUAUACUCUUGUGUUAAGUUUGUUGUCUCAAAAAAAUGUUCAGUUAUUUAAAUUAAAAUAUAUGCUCACGAUGA